Molecule: messenger RNA, 1978 nt
Organism: Etheostoma cragini (Arkansas darter)
Lineage: Eukaryota; Metazoa; Chordata; Actinopteri; Perciformes; Percidae
Gene: mc5ra
Product: melanocortin 5a receptor
Exons: 5
Coding region: 133-1155 (340 amino acids)
Biological process (GO): G protein-coupled receptor signaling pathway
Cellular component (GO): membrane
Molecular function (GO): melanocortin receptor activity
Source: RefSeq, a predicted model, not a curated record
UCUCACGAUGCGUGAAUCCAUUGGCCUGAUACUAUACAGAGGCAGCAUCCAGUAAGCCACUUGUGGGAAGGACACAGCCACAGAUACUGCAAGAGUAGAGCACCAGUGAUCUGGACCAGAGCCCCAGCAGGGAUGAAUCUGUCUGAAGAGUCCUCUUACCAAGUAGAGGCACAGCUGGGUAACUUCACCAGGGCUUACACCUACCUUCACCAGAACUACACCUUGCCCCUUCCAAUGCAACCAGACAAGACCAGCACUUUAAAACCUUCAGCAUGCGAGCAGGUCCACAUUGCUGUAGAGGUCUUUCUGAUCCUGGGUAUCAUUUCCCUGAUGGAGAACAUCCUGGUCAUCACAGCCAUAGUCAAGAACAAGAACCUCCACUCACCUAUGUAUUUCUUCGUCUGCAGUCUGGCAGUAGCAGACAUGCUGGUUAGUGUGUCCAACGCCUGGGAGACCAUCAUUAUUUACCUCCUCAACAACAGACAGCUGGUGGUGGAGGAUCACUUCAUCCGGCAAAUGGACAAUGUGUUUGACUCAAUGAUUUGCAUCUCGGUUGUGGCGUCAAUGUGUAGCCUGCUGGCCAUCGCUGUGGACAGGUAUAUCACUAUCUUCUAUGCACUGAGAUACCACAACAUCAUGACAAUGAGGAGAGCCGGCUACAUUAUCGGGGGAAUCUGGUCCUUCUGCACAGGCUGCGGGAUCGUCUUCAUCAUCUACUCUGACACCACCCCUGUCAUCAUCUGCCUGGUCUCCAUGUUCUUUGCAAUGCUGCUCAUCAUGGCCUCCCUCUACUGCCAUAUGUUCAUGCUGGCACGUUCACACGUGAAGCGCAUUGCUGCCCUGCCCGGCUACAACUCCAUCCACCAGCGGGCCAGCAUGAAGGGGGCCAUCACGCUCACCAUCCUGCUGGGGAUCUUCAUUGUCUGCUGGGCCCCCUUCUUCCUCCACCUGAUCCUUAUGAUUUCAUGUCCAAGCAACCUCUACUGCGUGUGCUUCAUGUCGCACUUCAACAUGUACCUUAUCCUCAUCAUGUGUAACUCUGUGAUUGACCCGCUCAUCUAUGCUUUCAGGAGUCAGGAGAUGAGGAAAACUUUUAAGGAGAUUGUCUGUUGUUACAGCCUGAGAAACAUCUGUGCACUGACAGGUAAGUAUUAAGAGACAAAGCCUGAGAAGACCUCUGACAGAAUUUGUAGGAUGGAUUGUAGCUUGUUCAGUCCUCAAGAAGACAUGGGAAAGGUAUGUAAUUAUUACUGGUUGAUGAGGAAAGAGGACAUUUGCUAUGUGAAGGUACAACUCAUCCAGUUCCGGAUUAUGCAUUGCUUUUCUUGGACUCCCAACAGAUUGACUUGGUUUGAAAGACACACCAAAUUGUUUGAAAUGUAAGAUACAGGACGACCAAUUACUGCAUGUCCUAUGGUCCUGUGAUAAGGUCCAGGAAUUUUGGACUGGGAUACUAAAAACUUACAUGUGUUCUUUGAUUUGAGGAGGAAGGAGAGAGACUAGAGUUAACAAAAGGUUUAAUGAAACAGCUUGAUGAAAAUGAUAUGACAAAGACAAAAAGACUUAAAACAUAACACGGUAGCUGGCAGCAGACUUGAUCCUUAUUUCUCCCUGAUGGAGUCACAUCAGAUCAGUCCUGAAUAUUUCUAAAUGACAACAUUUAUUCCCUAGAGUAGAGGACGGUUCCUCAAGUGAAAACUCUUCUUAUUGGUCAAAUGUCAUCAAAAGAAAAGGUUUAAUUUCUCAAUCCAUGUGACUUAAGGCCAAACCUGCCCACAGGAUUCUACCAAAUUGGUGUUACCCAUAUUCAAACUACCUGAACACACAUUCUUUAUUCUAAUCAAUUCUGGUCCAGCAGGGGCGGCUCCCAAAGGCUGGGAUUGCCGUUACCUUUCAUGUGGGAAUAAUGAGCUGCCUCAUGUACGCUAAAUGAUAGAUAUGACCUAAUCAAUUCGUACGAGUCAGAGGAACAGAGAGG